Messenger RNA from Abrus precatorius (Indian licorice), 1503 nucleotides. Its product is annotated as mitochondrial arginine transporter BAC1. The transcript is spliced from 10 exons. Gene Ontology annotation, molecular function: L-ornithine transmembrane transporter activity. The record is from RefSeq and is a predicted model, not a curated record. NCBI's taxonomy places the organism in Eukaryota, Viridiplantae, Streptophyta, Magnoliopsida, Fabales, Fabaceae. Gene Ontology annotation, biological process: mitochondrial L-ornithine transmembrane transport. Bases 197 to 1114 code for a protein of 305 amino acids.
AGUCAUCCUCAAUAGUAAAAUUUUAUUUUUGCCUUUGCCAGUGGCCUUGUUUACGUGUUUCUGGCGACAGUGGCAUUGACGCAUACACAUUCUGGCAGGGAACGAUCCGAACAUGGAGACACUUGUUAUGGACAGCAACAACGUAGUACCUAUGUAGCUGAUUACUCCUAUUCUAUUAUUCUAGCGAGUGAGAGACAUGGCGGAGAUUUCAACUUCGGGGUACAAGGAUUACGUGGCAGGCUUGCUUGCUGGUGUUGCCGCUGUAGCCAUUGGCCAUCCCUUUGACACCGUAAAGGUGAAGCUGCAAAAACACAAUACAGAAGCACACGCGAUUCAUUAUAGAAAUGGAUUGCAUUGCACUGCUAGGAUACUGAAGACAGAAGGAAUCAAAGGACUUUAUAGAGGAGCAACAUCAUCAUUUGUUGGGAUGUCAGUUGAAGGAUCACUUUUUUUUGGUAUUUAUUCCCAGACAAAACAGUACCUUCAGGGGGGAGUUCAAAGUGGAGAACCACGGCCUCAAGUGAUUAUACCAUCUGCAGCUUUUAGUGGUGCCAUCAUCAGUUUUGUAUUAGGUCCAACAGAGCUGAUAAAGUGUAGGAUGCAGAUCCAAGGCACCGAUUCUUUGGUUCCUAAGUCAAGUAGAUACAGUAGUCCCCUUGAUUGUGCCCUUAAAACUGUAAAAACUGAAGGGGUGAAAGGAAUUUUUCGUGGAGGUUGUACCACGUUGCUUAGAGAAUCUAUAGGGAAUGCUGUCUUUUUCAGUGUAUACGAAUAUGUGCGUUAUAACAUGCAUUCACACAUCAAGACUACUUCAUCCAAUUACAGCAACCUGAUUGAUAUUGGCAUUGGAAUCGUUACUGGUGGCCUUGGUGGUGUGGCUUUUUGGUUGACGGUUUUGCCUCUUGACGUGGCAAAGACUUUAAUUCAGACAAACCCUGAUAAAAACUGUCCAAGAAAUCCUUUUCGGGUCUUGAGUUCAAUCUACGAGAGGAAUGGAUUGAAGGGGUGCUAUACAGGUUUGGGUCCUACUAUAAGUCGAGCAUUUCCAGCUAAUGCUGCAACAAUUGUGGCGUGGGAGCUAGCAAUGAAAAUGCUAGGCAUUAAGCAUGACUGAGAGUCUAUUUAAUUGCGGAUAAUACAACAAAGCUCAGGACAGCAUUCAGCAUUGCAUUUGAAGCUGCUUGUUUAAUUCCUUAAGAUUAGAGAGCUUGAUUCACGAACUUGGAACAAGGGGCCUUGAUUUUUAGCUGCCCUCUCCAUGAUUUCCCCCCCUCCAAUUUUAUGGAUAGAACAUUUUUAUCUCUGGCAUGAAAUUAUAUUGUUUAAUGGCCAUUAAAGUUUAUAUUUUGAAAACAUAUGGCCAAGUCAGAGAAAUCCACUUUUUUGGAGAUUUUAACUGCCAAGCACUAACUGGCGCAACCUUUAUGGCCUUUCUGAAACAUGAGUUCAGUAUAAUUGAAUUUUUAAAGUUUAUAUUAACAAUAUAAUUUAGUUCUUCAAAUU